This is a messenger RNA of Gavialis gangeticus (Gharial), 2786 nucleotides long. RefSeq names its product mannosidase endo-alpha (gene MANEA). Gene Ontology annotation, cellular component: Golgi apparatus. The transcript is spliced from 5 exons. The record is from RefSeq and is a predicted model, not a curated record. NCBI's taxonomy places the organism in Eukaryota, Metazoa, Chordata, Crocodylia, Gavialidae. The coding region runs from base 1 to 1518 and encodes 505 amino acids. Gene Ontology annotation, molecular function: alpha-mannosidase activity.
AUGCUCAUUGGCAGGGCCCAGCUCGGCUCUUUAUUUUCCAGCCCCGCUUCCAACCGCGACUUUGCAGUCCCCAACAGCUGCGCGCCCCUCCCCCUCCCGGCCCGGACGCUCAAAACCUGUUUUUGGACACUAAACUAUGACAUCAUGGCAAGAUUUCGCAGAAGAACAUGCGUCAUUCUGUUACUUUUUAUUUUAUUUAUUUGCUCCAUAAUGAUGGCCUUGAAGACUCUCAGACCUGACAGAGCUGGUUUUGGGGAUCCAUUUGGACUUGGUCUUUUACCAGACCUUCAACAACGGACAACACUCUUAGAAAAUAAGCAAAAUCCACAAAAUGAUGCCAAGGGAGAUAACAUAAUGCACACCAAUGUUUUGCACAGUAUUGCAGUUAAUAAUAUGAAAGCAUCUAUGGCUUCUGAAAGAAAGCUUGAAGAGGAAUUGCCUUCUCCUAAUUAUAACUUUCAUGUAUUCUACUACAGCUGGUAUGGGAAUCCACAGUUUGAUGGUAAAUAUAUUCAUUGGAACCAUCCUCUGUUGCCACACUGGGAUCCCAAAAUUGCAAACAACUAUCCAAAGGGAAGACACAGUCCUCCUGAUGAUAUUGGAUCCAGUUUUUACCCUGAACUUGGAACUUACAGCUCCAAAGACCCUUCUGUCAUAGAAGAUCACAUGAAACAAAUGCGUUUUGCCUCCAUUGGUGUAAUAGCUCUUUCUUGGUACCCACCUGGUAUGGCUGAUGAAAAUGGGGAACCUACUGAUGAUUUGGUACCUAUUAUUUUGGAUGGUGCACAUAAAUACAAUCUAAAGGUCACUUUUCAUAUUGAGCCCUACAAAGAUAGAGAUGAUCGCAGUAUGUACAACAAUGUCAAGUACAUAAUAGACAAAUAUGGAGGACAUCCAGCCUUUUACAGGCAUAAGACCAGCACAGGCAGAAUGCUUCCCAUGUUUUAUGUUUAUGAUUCUUAUGUAACAAUACCUGAAAUGUGGGCAAAUCUGUUAACUGUUUCUGGAUCACAAAGCAUUCGCAAUACUCCAUAUGAUGGAUUGUUCAUUGCACUUCUAGUAGAAGAAAAACAUAAACAUGAAAUCCACAGAAGUGGUUUUGAUGGAAUUUAUACAUACUUUGCCACCAAUGGCUUUUCUUAUGGCUCGUCUCACCAUAAUUGGGCAAGUCUAAAAUCCUUUUGUGACAGUAACAACUUAAUGUUCAUUCCAAGUGUGGGACCAGGUUAUGUAGACACCAGUAUCCGACCAUGGAACAACCACAACACCCGCAAUCGUGUCAAUGGGAAAUAUUAUGAAACUGCGUAUAAUGCAGCCCUUUUGGUGCGACCAGAAAUUAUUUCCAUCACCUCUUUUAAUGAAUGGCAUGAAGGAACUCAGAUUGAAAAAGCUAUUCCCAAAAAGACUGGACAGAUAGUUUACCUGGACUAUAAACCCCAUAAACCAAAUAUUUAUCUUGAACUCACUCUCAAGUGGUCUGAGAAAUAUAGAAAGGAAAAAGAACAGUGGCUCAUGUGAACUGCUACAGUCCUUGUUUCUUAGUACAAUGCAUCUAUCGUAGAGAUGGAAAUUACACUGGGAGUUCUAAUUCGAUCAAUAAACAUGUGCAUGUCAUGGAUAUACUCAAAGAAAUUGUUUUAGCCUUUGAAUGUAAUAUAUGCACUAUUAUUGUACAUUUAUUAGACUUUGGGGAUUAAAAAUAACAGUAAGGAGCAAUAUCGGCAUUUUAGCCUCUAGGAUAUUGCAAAUGGAUAUUUUGGGAAAAGCUAGAUACUUUCUAAUUCAUAGUAUGCACAUAACGCUAGCAGAAGUCUGCCUAAAAUAACUCAUAGGUGACUCAAGUAGAAUAAGAAAAUCUGGCAUUCAUUACCUUUUGCUGCUGUAUAGUUGUGUUUUAGAUGACAGUGCUUUGAUUACAGUUUUGUCAUUAAUUUCAUGCCAGAUAAAUGCCUGCUGUGUAAAAUGUAAUAUACCCUAUCUGCCUUUUGUUCCCUAUGCAUAUUCCCUUUAAACAUUUAACUUUUCUGUGAUUAUAACACCCAAAACUGGUUUUGAAAUUUAGAGUUUCUAAAGAUUCUGGGUUCAGACAUUCAGUGAAAGCUUAUCAGUUUACCUCCAGAUCAGUGUUGUUUUGAUUCUGGUCCACAGUCAUGUUGAUAGUAAAUGUCAACAAAAGUAAUUGAAAUUUUCAAACCAGAUGAGGAUUAACAAAAGAACAGUAAUUAAAGAUGCGAAGGAAAGAGGUAUCAGAAUAAUGAAUCACUGGGGGGUGGGGGAGAGUCAGUCUUACCCAAGAUUUUUUUUAAUUUUCACCGCUGAUAGAUGUUUUGUUUUCUUACGGAUUGCAGACUAAGAACUAAUGUUUGGGUAAAGAUUGAAAUAUUAUAAGUCACAUAUUCAGCAGAUCAUCUUUCAGAGAUGGUCUUUCUUUCCUUCAUGAUUUUAGGAGAACAUAGCACGCUAGCCAUUAGAACAAAUUUGUCUGUUGCCCUUUGAAAUCUGCUGUUUCAACUUUUCAGCGAGUUUGUUGCUUUUUUGCCAUACUUAAGCGCUUAACAAAUCAUGUCUUAAUUCGAGUACCAGACAAAAAUAAAGCAAAAUUAUUAUUCUUAUUUCAUUUCACAGCCUCCUUAACUAUAAAUAAGUGCUUAUGGCCAGGUCUGUGUAUAAAUUUACUAUGCCAGCCACAGCACCCUCAAACACAUGGCAUUACUGGAGACAAGCUGCCUCCUAAACUAGAAAGAGAGUAGCUGCACUUGUGUAUCCAACAAGCUAAUUGCCAUUAC